This is a messenger RNA of Dermacentor andersoni, 5053 nucleotides long. RefSeq names its product aldehyde dehydrogenase family 16 member A1-like. The record is from RefSeq and is a predicted model, not a curated record. Gene Ontology annotation, molecular function: oxidoreductase activity, acting on the aldehyde or oxo group of donors, NAD or NADP as acceptor. NCBI's taxonomy places the organism in Eukaryota, Metazoa, Arthropoda, Arachnida, Ixodida, Ixodidae.
CCUCAAGCCCGCAGAAAAAAAUUUUGAAAAUGGCCGCCGACUUCGCUAGUCAAUUUCGUGCUAUUCGCCCUCAGCCAAGUGUCACCGUUAGAAGCAUUUUCGAGCGUCCAUGUUACGGCCCAGUGAUGGACUCGUAUGAUUACAGCAAGAAGUGGCUGGAGGCACAGAACUACCAGGUGCGUGGAUUCGUGGACGGCUUCCUGGAAUUGUCGGAGGACUGUGACGCUGAGCUCGUUCCCGUCAACAGCCCCUCUUCUAGCAAGAAGGUUGCCCAUGCACUGCCUGCGGAUGUGGAGCUCUUCAACCAGGCCCUCAAGUCAUCAGUGACUGCGCAGGCGGCUUGGGCGGAGCUGGACCCACACACACGUUGCACGCACCUAUACAAUGUGGCGCGCAGCGUGCAGAAGCACUUCACGAGCUUUGGCGAGAUGGAGAGCCUUCAGUCGGGCAAGGUCCUGCCCUUCAGCAUGGAGGAGGCUACACAGAUGGUGCGGUACUUGUACCACUGCGCCGGUGUUGCCAUGACUCUCAGCGAGCGCUUCCCGGCGUCGCGGCCAAAGGGUGUCGUGCUGGUAUUGGUGGAGGAUGCCAAGGCAACCUGCCCCGUGUCUGCAUGGCGGGUUGGCGAGGUCUUGGCUGCCGGCAACUCGCUGCUCAUCGUCGUCAAGUCCGACUUCUGCCUGGCGCCCAUGCACUUUGCUGAAAUCGCUGUCGCUGGGGGGCUGCCUAGUGGACUGCUCAACGUACUGGUCACGCCGUCGGAGGGCAUCGAGGAGUUGCUGAAGACGGAUGGCAUUGGGCACGUCCACGUGGUGGCGUCGCAGAGCCGCUGCCGGGAGCUUCGCCGCCUGAUGGCCGAGCCCCUGGUGCCCUUCUCCAGCUACUGGGGCUGCGGCCGGGCCGUGGCUGUGGUGCUCGAGGGUGCCGACCUGCAUGGAGCUGCUGCUGGCAUUGGCCAGUCCUUCGCCAACAGCAGUGGGAAGGGUGAGGCGUGCGGUGUGCAAGUGUUCAUCCAGGAGUGUGUGUAUGCCAAGUUCAUAGAGCUGCUGAGGAAGGAGCUGCAUCGCCUGCGUAUUGGUGCAGCCAACGACCGAACCAGCGACAUGAGUGUUGUCUUCCUGCAGAACAUGUCGACACCUCCGUCGCCGCCGAAGAUCGCCUACACGGAGCUGUCUGACGCUGAGCUUCUUUCGGCAGCUCAUGCAGACAAGCACCCCUACCCACCGAGGCCAGCACUGUUUGCGGACGUUGCACCAUCUUCACCAGUCGUGCUUGACUCGGUGGGUUGGCCACUUGUGUUGGUGACUCAGUUCCGUACAGCCAAGGAGUCUGUGACACUGGUGAACAGUGCAGUGCAUCAUUCGGAAGUGAGCUUGUGGACUGAAAAGCUGCCUGUUGCCUUGGAGCUUGCAGCUACCUACAAAGCGACAUCAGUCUUCGUCAAUGGACAGGGACUCCGUGACGCUUCCGUCGAGUUUGGAUCGCGCAACGGGGUCGUCUGCGGUGAGCGGGGCAUUCUUACGUUCAUCAAGCCAGCUGAGAGCCCCGCUCAGCUGCCUCGCUGCAAGAUGAACCUAAAAGAAUUUGGAGACAAGGUGCAGGAUGUGCCCCCGGGUCCAUAUGGCAACGUCGACGAAGGGGGUGAGCUUACAACGUACAAAAUGUUUAUCGGUGGUCAGCAGACGCGACCAGUGUCCAACGCCUCCUACUUUGCCAGCAGCAACGACAGCAGGACAGUUGGCUACUUUCCUGAGGCGGGGCGCAAGGAUGUCAGAAAUGCCGUGGAAGCAGCACUCAUGGGCUUCAAGACGUGGUCGUCCCGAUCAGCACACAGUCGAGCCCAGGUGCUGUUCUACCUGGCCGAAAACCUGCAGAUGCGGGCGGCCGAAAUGGCCGGCGUCAUACGCAACAUGAUCAGCCGACCCGAGGCGGCGUGCAAGGCCGAAGUCGACGCCUGCGUUCGCCGACUGUUUUACUGGGCCGCCGCAUGCGACAAGGAUGCCGGUUCUGUCCGGAGCACGACCAUCAAGGGCACAGUGGUGCGCGUGAACGAGCCCGUGGGCGUGAUUGGCAUUGCCUGCGCGGAGGAGGCCUUUGUGCUGAGCAGCUUCGUGUCUGCCAUGGCUGCAGCCCUGGCAUCCGGCAACUCAGUUGUCGUUCUCGCCAGCACGGAGUGGCCGCAGCCGGCGCUGCGCUUCUGUCAGAUCCUGCAGACGUCGGACGUACCGCCGGGCGUGGUCAACGUCCUGUCGGGCAAGGAGCGGCCCGUGCUGCUGCGCGCCCUUGCAGAGCACCACGACGUUGGCGCCGUCUGGUACUUCGGCCAGGAGAGUGACUCGGCGGCAUUCCUCGAAUAUGCGGGUGCGCACAACGACAAGCGCAGCUGGGUGUUCCCCGUGCAAGACCACAGCGACCAGGACCGCCACUGGAUGGGUUGGCAGGUCACCCAGCACACCACAGUGCCCAAGAGCAUCUGGCUGCCCUCUGGCGACACGUUUGCCAACUGAGGUUCGUUGGGAGCACAGUGGUUGCCUGCACUCCCGUGGGAGACCUUGACCAGGGUAGCUUCGUUUACUCAAACUUGACGUCGGCGUGUCCAGUCGAAAGGCGGGCUUAUCCAGACCUGUCCGACCUUGUUAUCAGGUGUUUUGCCCUGUAGUCGAGUGAUUCAACCAAACCCUUCCAGCAAAUCUGACCCAGCUCUCCCCGACACCCUCUGUCUGACCCUCUAGUGUUUAUACAGACUUGAUGAGCGGUUUUCAGCCCAACAAGCUGACUUGACCAGACUUUAUUUCCAUGAUACCGUAGCUACUAUCCAUUCUCCAGCACGCUGUCAUUGAUGCGGGAGUCUAGUUCUUGUUCUGCUUUUUCUUUUUUCAAUUCAGGAGAGAUCAUCGCUCGUGCUUAGCCCUUAAACCUUCCUUGCUGUAUUAUUGAUUCAUUUACAGUCGAACCAACUUAUAACAAUAUUCAAGUGCCAUGAAAGUUUCAUUGUUAUAACCGAUAAUUGUUAUAACUGGGUUGCCUGUAAAAAAAAUCAAAAUAGGGGAUGGUGUAGCUGUUUUGAAAAAUACUAUAAUGGUGGGGAGGCUUGUUCUUCUACCACCUUCCUCCAUCUGGCUUCUGAUUGUGUUAACUUGUUUAACAGUUUAUCUCUGCUUCCUGCGCACUCCAAUCGCGUGUUGUUAACAAGCCACUGCUGUCGGCAUUCAAGAAUGGCACUGCUGUAACAACUGCAGACAGGGGUCACGGGCGGCAAGUGACAUACGAGCUCCGCCGAGGCAUCGCUUUGGUGGCCCCAAAAGGUGACUUUUAAAAAAUGCAGGAAGGUUGCCGCGGCAGCAUCUCGGCUUGAGAAAUCCAGAAGAAACGCUGGGACGAGGUUGCCACAAGCAUCUCGCCACGUACUUCCCACUGGCUUGCAUGAGAAAACCGCAUGUCCGUCAGCCUUGCUUGCUUUGUAUGACCCUUGCAGACAGUCAAAGAACCCAUUAUUAGUAUUGAUGCUAAUUGAAGUUUGAACCUCUUGUGUACAGUUGCAGACACCCGUAGUGACUCAUUGUGCCUUUCUGGCCGUUAUGCCUUGUUCAUGUGCGUCGUGACUGAAAUUUCACAGCAACAAAGCGGUGGUCUCUUUCUUGCGAAGACAGAGAUAUAUUUGGCUGAGCAGUUUAUGUGGCCGCAUGACUUAACUCUUUGCAAGUUUACUUACCAGGUUCAAAAGGGGUACUGCAGUCUUUUGAAGAACUGCCAGCUUCCUCGCACCAAGCUAAAGGAACAAGGGAUUGAAGAAGUUGAGGGUAACAGGCUGGAACUGUUCCUCAAGGUUUUCCUUCCCAACAUACUUUAAGGCAGCUUGAGAUUGUGGUCAGAACAAAGCACAGCUGUUGAUCAAUGUCCGGACAACUUCGGUGCAGGCCACUUAUAUUAUUCCGUUGUGGCAUCUACAGUGAGAGUGUUUGCAGUGCUAAAAGAACACAGAGUGAAACGAGAUGUGAAUGUGAUUCCAGAUUUUUGUGCAAGCUUGUUGCCCAUGUAAUGUCUGCAUUAGUUCAAGCUUGGGCACCGUGGAGUUUAUUGCGUCAUUGUAUGCAUGUACUGGUUGAGGUGCGAGCAGUGGUGUUUAUAUUCAAUUGUACUACAAAUCCUACGCCCAGUCAAUCAAAACGUGGGCAAACAAUCUUCAUUUUUGCAAACAGAGCUGUUUUAAGGAUCCCUGUUUUUCAUGUUUUCAUCCCUGUGGAAGUACUAUUAUAUUGCUCUUUUCUAGCUUUUAACUUCAUGCUAGUGUUUCAGUAAGAUUUUUGGUAUUAUGCGACCAUGGUAUCUGUACAUGGUGCUAUUUUUUACUGACUGUUCAUUUGUCCCUUCAUUAACCUCUUUCAUGUUAGAGGAACAUCUUUGACCCCCUUUCGUUUCGUUUUUGUGUCUUGUAGCAUACGUGGCAUGAAUCUUAGCUAGCCAGAGAAGCAUGCUAAGGACUUUGUCUGUACAUUUUAUCUGUAUUCGUUAGCAGUUAAUAGGCACAAUUGCCAUUGUACUUGGGACAAGAAAGAACUGAGUUGUUUUUUGUUGCAUAUGUAUUGCUUACACCCCCAGAUGUAUGCUCACUUCUUGAACUCUUUGAUGAGACAGUAUUAUCUGUUUUCCUGGGACCUGAGUACACAUAGGUUGGAUAAGGAACAUUUCUAUUUUUAAGAAAACGUUUUGAAGCAUGGAUCAUAAGGUGACCCAUUGUCGUCAUAUGUUGGUUGGGCAUUGUUUGUGUGUUGUAAUAAACGUUUAACAAGCCUAACACAUGCCCAUGCAAAUCUUCAUUUGUUUGCAUGCAUCAUCUUUGCAUGUCAUACGAGCAACUGUGGUUUCACGUGCAUUGUCUGCAUGAUUGUUACUUUUGCUACGUGCUGUGUGUGUGAGCGUCUAGGAGGGAUGUUUAUGGCAGCCGGUAAUACCGUAUCCACUAAAUGGACAGUUUGUCUGUCAGUAUGCAUGUACCGUAUUUGUACGAUUCUAAUGUGCACCUUCUUUUAAAUAAAAAGUGCGUUCAAAUUUG